This is a messenger RNA of Petromyzon marinus (sea lamprey), 2593 nucleotides long. RefSeq names its product coiled-coil domain containing 92 (gene CCDC92). NCBI's taxonomy places the organism in Eukaryota, Metazoa, Chordata, Hyperoartia, Petromyzontiformes, Petromyzontidae. The record is from RefSeq and is a predicted model, not a curated record.
UGCGGGUCCGGUCGCCAUGGUGACCGCGGGGGGGGGGAGUCUGGUCGCUCUCCGUCAGCGGUCCCCACUCCGUCUUGUCGCUCGACUCGGAGUUCCCGGCUCGCCUGCUGCCGGCAGCAGCCUCACGCUCGCAGUCGAGCUGGGCGACCGGCAAGAGACGGAGGUGGAGGAGGAGGAGAGGGCGCCCGGGUGUAGCAGCAGUCAGCAGCAGCGGCGACGACGACUACGGAGGACGGGCGCACGCACGCACGCACUUUGUGCCCGACAAAGGGGUCGCCACCAUGGCGGCGGCGGCGGCGCUGCAGCCCCUCGAGAUGCAGGUGCAGAGCGCCCGGCGGAACCUGCUGUUCCUGCAGCAGGAGCACGCCGCCACCCUGCAGGGCCUUCACACCGAGAUCCGCAGCCUGCAGCAGCGUUGCACAGAUUUGACCUUUCAGUUGGCAAAAGUCAAGUCUGAAAAUGAGCCAGACCUGCAACAGCGCCACCAGGAGCUUGAAGCCAAACUGCGGGCACAGGAGCAGGAGAAUCGCUCACUCAGUGACCAGCUGGAGCAGACGACUGCCCACCUGCUGGCACUGAAGGCGGGCGCCAGCGAGCGCGAACGGCGGUACCUGGAGCAACUCCGCGCCAAGAGCCACAAGCUGAGCGCGCUGUCACGGGAGUUGGAGCAAAAGGGCAGCACCAUCGCUUACCUCACAUCACAGCUGCAUGCUGCCAAGCGCCAAAUCAGCGUCAACCAACCGUCCAUACAGGCCGCGGAGACGGCGAGAAAGCGCGAUAGCCAAGGCCCAGGAGUCCACGCUCGGGAAGUUGCGUUCUCCCAGAGGUUUUCUCCGACGCCGCCGCCGUCGUCUGCAAGGCAGCGGUCCGCCGAGAGCGUGCGACGGCGAUCGGUGCGAAUGAGCCCGACGGCGGGCGUCCUCGACGAAUCCGAGCUGGAAGCGACGCCGGCGGCGGCGGCGGCGGCGACGACGCGGAGGGAUGCGGGAUUCGCGUCCGUGGCGCGACGCGACGGGGACGGCAUGCCGGACCCCGCGCCUUUCCUGCUGCUGCCGCCGCCGCCGCCGCCCAGGCGUCCGCCGCCCUGCGCGCCUCUCGAGCUGCGGCCGGCGCUCAUCCCGCCCAUCUCUCCGGCGCGCACGGGGGCGCGGCCGAGGCGCCGCACGGCCCAGGCGGCGCCUCCCGGACCGACGGCGCCGGAGGUUCACACCCUGGCCGUGGAGCCGCUGAACGGCGCGAGCGUGCUCCUCGCGCGCGGAGAGACGGACCGCUCCGUGUGAGCUGCUCCCCACGAGCUCCCUCUGUCAUCCCCCCCCCCCUGCCGUUCCCGUCCCUCAUCCCCUCUAUCCCUCGCCUCGCCGCCGUGUCCCUCAUCCCCGUCACCUCAGCCUUCCCAGAUCUCCAAGAGCCGCCGUAUUUCAUGGUAAUACAACCGCAUUGCCACGCGAUUAAAAUGGCCAAUGCUAUGUGGUGAGGAGAUGCUUUUUAUUAUUACUGUGGCUUCAUUGUAGAUAGAAGGACGUUGCCACUUAAGGUGAGAGCAAAACGUGAUCUGAGAGGGCUGAGGCUUUGUCAUUUAGCAUGACCCAUGGUUAACUUUAUGCCAGUCCCUUGUGCACUUACAUCUUUUUAUACGUUUGACCUGAUCUUUGAAUCCAACGUUUUGAGUUGUUUUUAUUUUUGUCAUGAUUUUUUUCUAAUAUUUUGAAGCCGUUGCACUGAUGCCUGUUUUAAUGUUUUUCGUUAUUUUCGAUGCAGUUAGAUAAUCAACUUCUUGCGUUGGCAGAUUUGUGGGUGUUGCUAGAUGUCUUCUUUUGAGCCGUCAUAUUUUGUUACAUUGCUGUGCCUGGGUAUAUUAAGUGAGCUAAGAUUCUCAUAAGUUAACGCUAACAUCUAUAGGUAUAUCCCAGUAACCAACAUUCUGUCACAACUUCUCACAAAGGUAAAUCCUUCAUUGUGCUGGAGCUAAGGGGAACCAGGUGGAGUCAUAUACAAGUUAGAAAAUUGUUACUCCACCAAAAGACAAAUAUCUUAAAUUGACUGAAAGCUGCAGCUCAUGACUAAUUAUUUUAGCGUUCGUGUUGUUUUUAUCUGUUUGUAUUUAUUUCUGACAAUAUUAAACUCAAAGCCGUCGCAUGCUUUGCAGGUUAUAAUUGACAUUUUGGAACGCUCUCAGUACGUUUCAUCUUUCCGUCCUUUCGACGCUCACUGCAAUGUAGCAUUGAUGCCCGAUGGCCUUACAAUGCUUCCGUUCACUCCUUGCAAAGUCGGCACGCAGUGAGCUUGUAAAUAAUGGACUCCCAGGUUCCUUGCACUACCCGGGUAUCGCUAGCAAAGGCGUGAAGGGCAGAAAUUGCGUGCCACUUAAGCCCUGGCGCGGUAUGCAACGUGGCCGUUUCUCACGCCGAUUGGGAUCUCUACGCCUCCGUUUCAGCGCCCGGUCAAUCUAAUUCUUUAUUUAAGUCGACCUAGACACGUUUUUUACCUACUCAUGAUUUGCUGUAUGCUACGUAGUAAAUAAUAAUUACAAAACAUUACGAUAAUGGUGAUGAUAAUUUAAAAAUGAUUCAAAAUAAAAAGAGCCAACGCCUUA